CCUUCAUCCCUUCAACAUCAACCUGGCCUGGAUCAAUCCAUCUUUGUACCCAAACUCGAGACUUACUUGGACGGCACAUUCGCAGCGCUCGUUGUUAUCUUUACCCUGAAGUCUGUGCCCACUCAACCCGGAGCUCGAAUGAGCAGCAGGCUAUAGGUGCUCCUGUCGCCCUCGACUGGUCAUUCCUGCUGAACAACACCCGGGCCCCCUCUCUAGGCUUACCACAGUAACCGCCGAACUCGUUCGACACAUCUUUGUCUUCAAAACAAAGCCUUUAACUCACGUAUCGAUCGAGGAUUAUUUCUCAAGUCCUCAAAGUGUUCCGAUACUGGAGACAGGUUUAUAUUUUCCAACCAAAUACGUCAUGUCGUCGCCCUGGCAACAUCGGCCAGAAGUCGUGGUGGAUAGAGUGCUGAAAAGGGCAGAAGUAAGCAAGAUUGCACGAAAACUCCAAAACCGGCUCGCCCUUGCUCAGUUCAAGACGAAACAUGGCUGGGAAGAUCUCGCCUUUGAUACCAUCGAGCCCAAACUGGAAGAGGAGAUGCGGCGGAAGAAGUUGUCUGAAGGGGAUGUACUGUCAGAUUCCUCCUCCAACACAUCCGACCUCCCAUAUCCAACAAAGGUAUUGAUGAGCUCGCCUUUGAAAGCUCCGCUGUUUUCCGAUGCCAUUGGAUCGAGCGGCGGCACUCCUGGCCAGCGUAAAAGGACGUACCUAGCCUCCUUCGACCAGCAGGCCUUUUCCAGCCCCAGCAAACGCUUACGUUCGUCUCCAACCGCAUACAAGUCUCUUGAGACUCUUUCUUCGCUCAGGGGAAACCAUCAUCAUUUUACUCAGUCGUCGCCCAUCAAGCCUAGGCGGCAACAGCACUUCACAACCUCGACGGGCCCAGACGUCUCUUUGUAUCAAUCCACCCGAUUCUUCCCACACGACCUCGCAUCUUCUACCCUAGGCCCCUCUGAUGACGAGGACGACCUCCCCAUUCAUUCUUUUCGGUCGGCCAACGUUCGAUCCUCUCCGCCUACGACUCCUCCUAUGCGCAAUCGCGGUCUGCCCGGGCCUCACGGCAAAGACAGGAUAUCCUCCAACGCCAAUGGCGCUAAAACUGGAGAGGAGGGAGCCGACCUGUUGCUCUACCUUGCGACUUCACCAUCGCCCGCAAUGCCGUCUACAAGGACCAGAAUGGAGCCACCUUCUACGCCGCCAUCCAAGGUCGGUCGCGACAUGGCACUUCCCUCUUCGCAUAUGACGACACCUGGCGGUAGCAAUCCUUUCCCCAACACUCCUGGACAGGGCUUCGACUUCUCCGAUUUUGUCAACAUAACCCCCAGCCCGGCCCAAAAAUCCUGGAAGACGCCAUUGAUGCUUUCGACAAGUAGAACUCCCCGCGGUCUAGCCAGGAGGCGACUCUCAUUCGAGAGCCCUUUACCCUGACUUCAGACGCAAGUUCCGGACUCCAGCUCAUCGGCAGCGGUGAUAAUUCUACCAUGGCUCGUGGCAGGCAGUGUUAUACUGCACGUGGCAGGCGAGCUACUUCACGGCGAGUCUAGACGAUUAGAAACUUACGGUUCAAGCUAGGAAAGGAGGUGUUUGAGCACGGCGAUAUUUUAUUCGUUAUGUCGUGGAGAAUGCUGCACGGUCAUUUGCCAGUGGAUAAUGGAUGUUACGCAGACGUUUCCAAAUCCUGACGAUGUAACGGGUUGGGGGCGAUUGAGCAAUCUGAGGGGCAAUGGCUGCACAGUCUUUGAUUUUGACUGAACUGCUGAGAAGCUACAUAAUAUAGUUCAUCGGUGUAGGAAUGUAGCAUGAAUCUAUGACUACCUGUAGUAUUUGUACUAAAGGCGGGUGUGCAGAGUACGGAUACCCGAUAUACAUUUCUACACUACGUG
Molecule: messenger RNA, 1887 nt
Organism: Sodiomyces alkalinus F11
Lineage: Eukaryota; Fungi; Ascomycota; Sordariomycetes; Glomerellales; Plectosphaerellaceae
Exons: 2
Coding region: 365-1432 (355 amino acids)
Source: RefSeq, a predicted model, not a curated record